AUGGACUCCACGGCCGCGGCCGAGUACAACGAUGAUCUGAGCAACAUCCUUGUUUGCCCUGACUGCAGGGAGUAUCCACCCAAUCUCAAGGAGGAGUACUCGGCUGGCGAUAUUGUCUGCGACUCGUGCGGGCUGGUCCUCGGUGACCGCAUCAUCGACACCCGCUCCGAGUGGCGAAGCUUUGCCAAUGAUGAUCAGAACAGCGACGACCCUUCUCGUGUCGGUGAUUCGGCAAACCCGCUGCUGAAUGGAUCUCAGCUCGAAACCAGCAUCGCCAGCGCAGACAGUCGCCAGAGCCGAACUCUUGCGCGCCUCCAGAACAACACCACGCAACAGGAUAAGACGACGAAGACGCUGCUGCAAGCCUACAAGGAGAUUGGCACGUACUGCGACUCCAUCAACAUCCCGAAGCACAUCUCGGAGGCCGCCAAGCACAUCUUCAAGCUGGUGGAGGAGAAGAAGGCGCUCAAAGGCAAGCCUCAGGAGGCCAUCAUUGCGGGCUGCAUCUUCAUCGCCUGCCGACAGGCUGGCGUGGGUCGUACCUUUCGCGAGAUUCACAACCUCACGAGGGUGGGAAAGAAGGAUAUUGGGAAGGUGUUUAAGCUUCUGGAGUCUUUCCUCCAAAAGCAGAAGCAGGAGGACGUCAAUAUUGGUGUCGCCAGUGCUGGUGGUUACGAGAACACGGGGUCGACGAGCGCCGAGUCGCUCUGCGCCCGUUACUGCUCUCAGCUCAUCUUCAAGAACACCCAGCGGAUCGAAAAUAUCUCACGGGAGCUCGCCAAGAAGACGAGCGGCGUCGCCGACUUGGCCGGAAGGUCUCCAUUGUCGGUCGCCGCUGCCUGCAUUUACAUGGCCUCUCACCUUAUGGGCGAUCCCAAGAGCUCGCGCGAGAUCGCCGCCAUCGCCGGCGUCAGCGAUGGCACCAUCAGGACUGCCUACCGCUUCCUGUACCAGGUCAAGGAUGAAUUGGUCGAGCCUGAGUGGAUCGGCGAUGGCAAAGGCAACAUGAACAAGCUUCCACAGAACUAG
Molecule: messenger RNA, 1029 nt
Organism: Parascedosporium putredinis
Lineage: Eukaryota; Fungi; Ascomycota; Sordariomycetes; Microascales; Microascaceae
Source: the annotation of a GenBank genome assembly